Molecule: messenger RNA, 1156 nt
Organism: Cryptococcus amylolentus CBS 6039
Lineage: Eukaryota; Fungi; Basidiomycota; Tremellomycetes; Tremellales; Cryptococcaceae
Product: eukaryotic translation initiation factor 3 subunit G
Exons: 6
Coding region: 41-1060 (339 amino acids)
Cellular component (GO): eukaryotic translation initiation factor 3 complex; cytoplasm
Molecular function (GO): translation initiation factor activity; RNA binding
Source: RefSeq, a predicted model, not a curated record
GAGCAAGCUACAAAUAGUAAAACCCAUCCCCUACGACAAAAUGGCCGACACAAAGCAACCCGACUGGGCCGCCGAAGACUUGGAUGCCGAUGAGCUCCCCCCCACCACCGAAACCGUUGACGCCGACGGUAUCACCACUAUCAUCAGCUGGAAACUCAAUGAGGACGACAAGAAGGUCAAGGUGACCAGGAGAGUCAGAAGACGGUUGCAAGUCUCGACCGUGUCGGAGACGGUCGCGCAGAGGAAGCAGUUGCCCAAGUUUGGUCUCGAAAAGGGAAAGCCCUCCGGUCCCGACAGGAAGACGACAAUCAUUGGCGAGAACCUCCAUUUCAAGAUUGCCCCCAUCGGCAAGAUCCAGGCCCAGGCCGAGCCUGAGCCCGAAACCACCAAGGCGCCUACCGGAAAGGUAGUCGUGUGUCGACUUUGUAGCGGUCAGCAUUACACCGCCCGUUGUCCGUUCAGGGAAGAACUUGCUGCUAUCGACAGCCUCAACGCUCAGGAUGGAGAGGAGGCGGAGCCCGAGCCCAGUGGUGCUUUGGCUGCCAGGGGUGCGGGUCUUACUGGCAGCAAAUACGUGCCCCCAUCCCAGCGAGUUGGCGCUACUGGUACCGGCGAAACCAUGUUCCGAUCUCGAGACGACCUUCCCACCCUCCGUAUCACCUCUCUUUCACAGGAAGCCUCCGAAGACGACGUCAGGGCUCUUUUCCAGCGCUUUGGUACCUUGGGGCGUGUCAACAUCGUCAGGGAUCGUAUCACCAAGGAGAGCAAGGGUUUGGCGUUUGUCAGCUUCGAGAGCAAGAAGGAUGCGGAGACUGCCAUGGCCAAGAUGAACGGUUACGGUGAGUCCAGGAUGUCGGCCCCCGAUAGAACACGAGCUCAUGACAUGCUUAGGUUACGACUCUUUGAUUCUCGAGGUUGCUUGGUCACAACCUCGUGGGGAGAGGCCUUAGGAGUGAUGUGUAACAGUAGUUUUGGUGUAAAUGAUCAAAAGUAUAGAGCAUUUGCCGCCUUGUACAUGCACCCAUCUUCCAUAGUCAUCAGCCCCAUGCGGCGCCCAUGACCCGGCUGGCUGAAUCGUGUCGCACUUCGUUUGAUCUAUACCACCUAUCAACUCCGUUCAUUUGCACUGUGUUCUGCACGAAUGGCUCUUCCGUGA